Messenger RNA from Abrus precatorius (Indian licorice), 870 nucleotides. RefSeq lists its product as uncharacterized. NCBI's taxonomy places the organism in Eukaryota, Viridiplantae, Streptophyta, Magnoliopsida, Fabales, Fabaceae. The transcript has 8 exons. The coding region runs from base 1 to 870 and encodes 289 amino acids. The record is from RefSeq and is a predicted model, not a curated record.
AUGGAAGGCGGGCAUAAGUUCCAGGAAGCAUCAAAGGCAAAAUAUGAUUGUCUUUUAUUUGAUCUUGACGACACCCUUUAUCCUUUGUGUUCUGGAAUGUCAGCCCAAACAGCAAAAAACAUUCAAGAGUUUAUGCUUCAAAAGCUUGGGAUGGAGGCUGCUGAAGUUCCCGAAUUAUGCCAUUCAUUAUAUAAGACUUAUGGGACAACAAUGGCUGGUCUAAAGGCAAUUGGCUAUGACUUUGACUAUGAUGACUUUCACAGUUUUGUUCAUGGGAGAUUGCCAUAUAAUAUGUUGCUGAAACCAGACCCUGUUCUCAGGAGCAUUCUGCAAAGCUUGCCGAUUAGGAAAAUUAUUUUUACAAAUGCAGACUCAAAGCAUGCAUUUAGAGCACUUCAAAGCCUUGGAUUGGAGGACUGCUUUGAAAAAAUUAUAAGUUUUGAUACUCUGAAUUCUUCCAACAACAUUGAUCCUUCUUGUGAUGAAGAUGGCAGUGAAACCACACCAAUCACCUCGGGAAUUUUUGACUUUUAUGAGCACAUACGCCAACCUGAUUCAGAUGUGGUGCUCCCAAGGACCCCAGUUGUCUGCAAACCCUUUGAUGAUGCUUUUGAAAACGUUUUCAAGUUGGCAAACAUUGAUCCUCAAAGAACACUGUUCUUUGAUGACAGCUUCCGCAAUUUAGUAACAGCCAAACGCUUGGGCCUCCACACAGUCGCUGUGGGUACAUCUGUUCGUGCAACAGGAGUGGAUCAUGCAUUGGAGUGUAUCCAUAAUGUCAGGGAGGCGUUUCCAGAGCUUUGGGAUUCCGACGAGAAACAUGAAAUUGUCCAGUACAAAGUUGCUAUUGAAACAUCAGUAAAAGCAUAG